CAGGGUGACACUGCCAUGGCCUGGCAUGGAAAACUUCGGCCUGGCCUGCUUUUAUUCCUGUUUUCGUUCGUUGUUAUAUCCGAAGCGACAGCAAAAGCUUUAGAAAUUCGUUACGAGACUGCUUACGCGUGCGAAGGGAAGAUCUUGAAGAUAGAAUGUAAAGAAGGUGAACUGAUCAAGCUGAUUCGAGCGAACUACGGUCGAUUUUCUAUCACUAUCUGCAACGACCAUGGCAACACUGACUGGAGUGUGAAUUGCAUGUCACCAAAAUCUCUUAGAGUUCUUCACAGCAACUGCUCCUUUAAGCAAAAAUGCACAGUUGAUGUCAACAAUGAAUUAUUUGGUGAUCCAUGUCCAGGCACCAGUAAAUACAUUGAAGCACAUUAUGAAUGUGAUAAUGGUGCACACAAAACCAAAACUGCAGUAUACCAGCUAGUACAAGCAUGUUUGGUGACCCUUGCGUUGGGACACACAAAUAUCUUGAAGCUCACUAUCAGUGUAUACCUGCCACAACAACAACAACGACAACUCGUCCAAGCCCCCCGUGGCUAAUCACUUCCCAGCCCCCCAUGUGGAGCACCCCCAGGUCAGCUUCUCAGCCCCAUCCUGCUACACCCGUUGGGGGUAAUCAGGGGCAGCAGUCUGCCAAACAACCUCAUCAACCUGCUAGGCCAGCCUCUUCGUCGCCUCAACCACCCCAGGCUUCUCCAAUACCCGUUCCAGCUGCCACGAAGCCUCCAAGUCCUGUUGAGGCAGAGGAUGAUGUCAGGGAUAUACCGGAGGAGAUUACAACGUUGCCAUUUACCACUGUUGCGUCCAGGGAGGAGAGCAAAUCAGCCUUUGACGGUACGAUAUCCUACACGUCAAUGCCUAGCGUCCAACCUUCAUGGGGAAGGGACUCAAUAGACCUUCCGAACCACUGCGCACCUACGACGGUACGCAGCAUAUACUGGAACUGGACCAAAGCGAACACAAGGGCUACCCAGCCGUGUCCAGGGGGUACAACAGGGUUCGCGAGGUGGCAUUGCCAGAUGGUACCGGGCAGGAGGCCAAGAUGGUAUCCGCCGAAUCCUGAUCUCAGCGAAUGCAGAUCUGUUUGGCUCACCAGCUUGGAGCAGAGGAUUAUUAAUGGGAAGGAUCCGUUGACAUCUAUCACUAGUGAUCUCGCACAGGUUACCAGUAGCAAGAUUCUGUAUGGAGGCGACAUGAUGAUAACUACGAAGAUCAUCCAGAAAAUGACAGAAAAAAUGAACAAAGACAUUCAGACCAUUCCAGAUACGAGGCAAAGGGAGCAAAUCGUAACCGAAAUGUUGAUGGAUGUUGCCAAAACUGGUAGCAACUUGUUGGAUGCUUCACAACAUCCGUCUUGGAAAGAUCUCAACUACAAAGAACAAAUGAGCGUUGCUACCUCGUUGCUUAUUGGUCUCGAGGAAAACGCUUUCCUACUGGCGGAUACUGUUACCAGUAAAAAGACUGUGGAUAGGGAGUUCAAAAAUAUACUUUUAUCAGUUCGCGUCCUGGAUACCAAAUCAUUAACAACAGAAAAAUUCCCAUCCGAAGACUUCAGAUCUGAAUGGAAAGCUAGUAACGAUUCCAUAGAGCUACCCAAAGGUGCUCUACUCGAAAACAGUGAUGGAAACUUAGUGAGAUUAGUGUUCGUAGCAUUUGAUAGACUUGAGGAGAUACUUCAGUGGCAACCGGAUGCAGUGGCAGAUUCUGUCAAUUCCGAAAACGUCACUAAGAUAUUGAAUAGCAAAGUCAUAUCUGCAAGCCUCGGUAAAGGCAGACACAUUCAGCUGAAAGAACCUGUCAAGCUUACAUUGAAACACAUAAAGACUGAAAAUGUUAGUAACCCAACUUGCGUGUUCUGGGACUACACAACAAAUUCGUGGUCUGAAGAAGGAUGCCAUGUUGAGUUGACUUUGUCGAACGUGACUCAUACAGUUUGUUACUGCGACCAUUUGACAAAUUUUGCAGUGCUGAUGGAUGUCCGUGCAAUAUAUCUACCAAUCCCACAUGAAAUUGCACUGCAAAUAAUCACAUACGUUGGAUGUAUCAUAUCGAUUGUAUGUCUAGUAUUAGCGAUCAUCACCUUCCAGUUAUUUCGUGGUCUCAAGAGUGACAGGACGACCAUUCACUGCAAUUUGUGCCUGUGUCUUCUGUUGGCAGAAGUGCUGUUUUUAGUUGGAAUAAACCAAACUGAAAAUCGGAUAGUUUGCGGAGUUAUUGCCGGUUUUCUACACUACUUUUUCCUUUGCGCCUUUGCGUGGAUGUUCUUUGAAGGUUUUCAGUUGUACGUGAUGUUGAUAGAAGUGUUUGAAGCUGAGAAAUCCAGAGUGCGUUGGUACUACUUCUUCGCCUAUAGUCUUCCCUUCCUUAUUGUAUUUAUUUCUGCCACUGUGUACCCUCAAGGUUACGGCACAUCUAGGCAUUGUUGGCUUCAGACUGAUCAUUAUUUCAUCUAUAGUUUCGUAGGACCUGUGCUUGUUGUCAUUUUGUUGAAUUUAGUGUUUUUGACUAUGGCAAUAGUGAUGAUGUGCAGACACGCAAGUAAUUCUGUCUCAAUGAAGAACAAAGAACAUUCCAGACUAGCAAGUAGCAGUGGAAAGGAGGAAAAUGCACUUCAAAUCAAAUUUCAAGCUCACUUGACCUGGUUGAAAGGAGCAUUCGUACUGGUGUUUUUACUUGGUCUAACAUGGACUUUUGGAUUUCUGUAUCUCAUCCAAGAAUCUGUGGCCAUGGCGUAUCUAUUUGCUGCCCUGAAUUCAUUCCAAGGCUUUUUCAUUUUCUUAUUCCACUGCCUCCAGAAUGAAAAGGUACGAAAGGAGUACCGGAAGUUCGUUCGUCGGCAUUCGUGGCUACCGCGGUGCUUGCGCUGCUCGAAACUGAGCGGUGCGAACAGCAGCACCGGUAGUACCGGCAUUGCCAAAGAGAGAAGAACCAGCUUGCACGGCGGAUCUAACGGGAACCCAAGCGGUGGCUCCAACUCGCAUUCGACAGACAAUUCAGUACUGUCACCGCAUGGAACUAGUGUGGGUACCACCAACAGUAUUGUCAUCUCGAAUAACCUUAAUAACGCGAGACCUACUGCGCUAGUCCAGAUUCUGUCUAUCAACAAUGCUAGUACCACCAUGACCAACCAUAACCGACUGCAUAACGUGUCGCAACAAGUUACAGCGAAGUUGGAACUCCCAGAGUUGUACCAGCGUGAAUCGCCCUGUGGCCACGUCUACUUCGGCCAACAUGGCUGCUACGCUGUGUCACCCGGCCCGAACAGCUGUUACAAAUCCCUCUCCUGACGCGGAACCUAAUACCAAUACCUCCACGCUACCUUACAUCCGCAACUUAUCUAAACAUGCUAUUAACAACCCUAAUAUACCUAAAUCGGUGUCCACUUGGGGUCCCUUGCAAAAAUCUUUGCAUUGGAAGAACAUUUCUUUUAAGUCAUGUAGUCGAGACUCGGGACACGGAGGCUCGGAACAGGAAGACUCGCCUCGUUCUCACACAGUGGUAGCUGACCUGAAUCCGCAUAUACCCUGUAAUACCAAAGAUCCGCGCCAGAUGAUACAGGGCGUUGUUCAGGAUUUCGACUUCAACCCCCGGCAAGACACGUCAGUUCAACCUAAACACCUCGCCUUGCCUCAAACUUUGCAUGGUCACAGGAAAAAAAACGGCAAUCUGAUACCAACCCACUGGGGGCAUCACACGUACACCGAGAUAUACGACGCACAAACACCCAGGGGAUUUGUACCUGAAGAUGAUCCUGUAUAUGAAGAGAUAGAUAGGAACGAGAUACAGGUGUCUGAUAUGAGCGAUGAGGAUGGACGAAGGCAGAGCGAUAUGAGUAGACAAUCUAGCAGGUCGUACGGAGACCACAGACCUCUGAUACCGUACAGCCCUGGUACCAACAAGAGUUUUCUAGACACCAUGAGUGGAAAACAUUACGCUAAAGACAUGAAUGCGUCCAUGGACUCUUAUCGACGACGUGCAAUGCCAUACAGGUCGCCAGGCAUGGGAUCUGACGCUACAGUGCGCUCCUUAGCAGCAGUUUUGGACGGGGAGACAGUCGUGUGCCACCUGGAACCACCCAACGAUAGUACCUACGUGUCCCGAACUUUAGUACUUCCCCCUUAUAGUGAAAGUUAGGAACCUGCCAUUGCAAGUGAAUAUCUGUGAUUAUUACAUGAUCAAACUUUUUAAGGUCAUAUUUAAAUUGAUACAACUUAGUAAAGCUCAGCGUGAAUGAAGAAGGAAAGUGAUAAUUUUAUAAUCGACUAUUUUGUAAAACUAUUUUUGUGAAUGAAAUGUGUCUUAUUUGUUGUCCUGACAAAAAUUCCGAAUGGAUUGGAGGGAGUUUUCAUACUGCUACAAAUGAAUACAUGAGGCCUAUCCAAGAACUGAUUUCAGAAAAAGUCCAAAAAAGCUACAUUUCUAAGCUAAGGGAUGACAAGCUCAGCAGAUUUCUUCCUUAAACCAGUUGGUAAGGCGAUUUGAGCCUGGAUAGCUUUGGGCUAUUUCUCACUCAUAUUUUGAAUCAGAAAGAAUUACUAAAAAAAAGUAGAAUUGGUCAAGGAGUUUAGAGCUACAACCAUGUAUUUCUUUACUUCAGAUGAAGUAAAUAUAGCCACUUUUUACAUAGGUUAUAGCUCGAUACUAGAUAUCGAAAAUAUUUUUCACAGUUUUAAUUUCUUACAGUCCAAAUAUGGUUGCCAAUGUUACGUGAUAAUCCUCAUGUACUGUUUUAUCCCGUAAAAUAAAAUCUAUAAAGGAUCUCAGAAAAAAAUUCGUCAUAUAAUGUAUGUUUUAUGGUGUUACUAUUGUACUUAAAAUACAAGUUCAAUAAAUCUUCUAAGCUCGUUACUGAUAGUGCGUAACAGAGCCCGAAGGGUUGGUUUUAGGAUGAAAGAAAGCAAAAAGGCAUCAUCUGUGAAUCAAAAUUGAAGCUCUCCGAAACAGAGUUAUAUCUCCAGCAAGCAAGGGACUACCAGAAACGAGCCGUUUGUCUGUUUCUAUUAAGGAAUCAACUCCUCAUCAUGGGGUUGUCAAUGUGGUGACGAGGAAAAUACCGCUGUCCACAUUUUGGGACGCUGUGACUCCUUAGGGUACUACUUAAAAACCGUGCUUCCCUACCCAACUUCCUCUUGCUUAUUUUUGGGAUGGUUCAACAAGGUGAAAUUCGGGCCGAUACAAUUGUUGCAUGAAUAUUUUAUCGUAAAAGUGGCAAUUGAAAAUUUGAAGAUUGUGGCUGAAAUGAGGCGGCAUGAGAUACUCAUCUUGCAACUCAUGUGCUUCAUAAUCCUAGAACUUGAAAUCACUCAGAAUUUCAGCUUGCUAACUUGACCCGUUCACAUUGUAUGUAGGGAGAGGGGACCUUUUUGAAACGCAGUAUAUGAGGGCGGUCCGAUAAAUACUUAGCCUACAAAAGAAAAACUAAAAAUUUCUCAGCUUUCUCAUGCCCAAUAGUUCAAUGCAUGUUAUGACCAAUGCGGUCUUUGAGAUGCCUACAGUCUCAGCUAUCUCGCGCACCUUCAAUCCUCGGUCUGCCAAUACAAGAUCGUGGAUUUUUGUCACGUUAUCCUCCGUGGUAGCCGUUCUCGGGGCACCUGGGCGUGACUCUUCAAACACCGACGUGUGACCACGUUGAAACUCGUUAAACCAAUUUUUACUCAGCAUCCAAACAGUCUUUGACAAAAUUACGAGUCCGAUUCGGCUGAAAUUUUGAUAGUAGCCGUCUACAAGAAUGUACUAUACGAUAGUAAAUUUCAAAUGCGAUAGUAGCGCCAUCGGACGGUGAGGCUAACUACUUAUCGGACCUCUCUCGUAUACUGUGGUACCGAAAAGGAAGAGAGCCGCAAUUUUUUUCAUUCAACCAAAUCAACGUGUAUCAUUAGCGAGCUGUAAUAUUUGUAUUUUUCUGAAGGUUAUAUCGAUUCUUACAUUUCUGCAAAUACUUUUCGAUAGAACUUCCAGAAAUUGAUGUUGAACUAUCAAAUCAGUGUACUUGAAAACCUCUUCAAUUAUAGUCAUUUUCAUGAGUAUGUAGAUGUGAUUUUUUGUUGGCACAGCCGACUGUAUAUUUUGUAUAUUCCUGGCCAUAAUAAUAGGAAUAACAAUUUGUAAGACAAUCUACUUUAGAAAUUAGACUGUAUUUUCGUAAAUUGAACCAAAAAUUUUAAAUUUGAGUAGAAGUUUUUUUAAAGCUCCGGGAAUUUUUGACAGGCAUUCUUAUUUACCAUGGAUCGAAAUGAAACUUGUACUCUUGUGUACUAUAUUGUAUCACUAUGUGUUCAUCAGUAUGCUCAGACAACCUGCAAUAGUUGAAAAAUCGCAAAAUGGGUCAAUCACUAUCACUACUAAUAGCUUGAUUAAAAAAACACGUUCAUAUUUAUCUACAAUAUUUCCUUUAAAUUCCUUGUCUGAGCUUAUUGGUGACAAACAUAUCUACCACGUGGAAGUAGUUGUACAAUAUUACAUGUCAUGUUCAAUUUUUAUUUCGAAAGACUGUAGGUUGUUAGAUCAUUUGAAAUUUAUUCGACAGCUAUGUAUCAUAACUAGGACAGCUUUUAAAAGUGUUUUAUAGAAAAUCGAAAUUAUUUUUCAUUAAAAACAAAAUAUGAAUCUAGGAAUGACGUGUCGAUAUUACAUUUUGCUUUAAUACUGAAUAUUUGUCCACCUCUGUAUUGAAUAGAAUUUUGUGUAAAAAGAAUUGUUGAAUAGUUUAUCGAAAUGAAACAGUUCAGCGGUUUAGUGAAAAUAUCUACAUUAAAUGUUUGUAAAAAAAAUACUUUCGAGUCAUAAAUUAUUUCGUAUUUUGACCACGGAUUACUGGUCAUUAAAAAUGUUCAUUCCAUAAAGGUGGGUAUUCAUAUUUAUUUUUCUAUGUUUUUAUAUUGCUUUCUGUUUUCAACUUCAUUUAUUGAAAUAGUCAUUAAUGAUCAGUAAUUUGUUAGAUGAUUUCUAAUUUAUUUGUAAUUAUUUGUGUAAAAUUUUAUCAUUUUGUUAGUGCUUUUUGAGUUGUAACUUAGUAAGCACAUAACAUGUACAUAUAGUAAUAAAAUAUAUUAUAA
This is a messenger RNA of Acanthoscelides obtectus, 7067 nucleotides long. NCBI's taxonomy places the organism in Eukaryota, Metazoa, Arthropoda, Insecta, Coleoptera, Chrysomelidae. The record is from the annotation of a GenBank genome assembly.